UCCAGCAGAUUCCCGUGAAUGAACUCAUGUUGAUGGGAAGGCGCCACACACAAUGACCCUGUUAGUCAGAGCUUCUAUCUUACUCAGAUUCACAGUUCAUACAAUCACAAUCCGGCCCUUGUGUGCCGCUCGUGUCCGAGCCGGAGUGAUUCACAGUUUUGUUAUUUUGCUGAAAGCGUGUCUCCGUGAUGAAUGUGUGUUGCAGCAUCCCGGGAUCGGCCGUCUGCGCGUAUGACAUGGUGGAGAUCGCGGCGGCCUUCACCAGACGCUUCAAAGAGCAGAAGUCGUCCGAUUCCACCUGGACCCCCAUCCCCGAGGAGAAGGUGCCCAGACCCAGGCCAGGCGUCUGCGCAGGAUCUUCCUCUGGAGAGAAAUUCAAAGUGUCCAACGAGUUCCCGGAUGAAACGCUGAACUUCAUCAAGCUUCACCCGCUGAUGGACGAGGCCGUUCCUUCCAUCGCCAAUCGGCCGUGGUCAAGACGAUGGUCCGGUGAGUCGAGUCGGGUCAGAGGUCCUUCUAAGACGUGA
Molecule: messenger RNA, 527 nt
Organism: Sinocyclocheilus rhinocerous
Lineage: Eukaryota; Metazoa; Chordata; Actinopteri; Cypriniformes; Cyprinidae
Product: semaphorin-6A-like
Exons: 2
Coding region: 189-527 (112 amino acids)
Biological process (GO): neural crest cell migration; positive regulation of neuron migration; axon guidance
Cellular component (GO): plasma membrane
Molecular function (GO): chemorepellent activity; semaphorin receptor binding
Source: RefSeq, a predicted model, not a curated record